AGGAACCUGGAGGGAGGGAGGAGUUCCCAUGGUGAAGCAGGGUAGGGAACCCUCAGGCAAAAAAAUCUGGAAUUCCAUCUCUUGUUCUUGAGGGAUGGAGUCGACCCCAAACCUCCAACCCACUGUGAAGGCAGAUCCCAAAAGAUUCCUGGCAGGGAUGCAAGGUUGGGAGUGGGGCUGGUGAGUCCCAAGGUGGCUGAGAAGGGGCAGAGCAGGGUUUGGGCUCCCCAUUCCCAGCUGCCAGCAAGAUCCCUGGGGUUUUGUGCUCCCUUCUGAUGCCACUGGGCCUCUCUGCAGUGCACCCAGGGGAUGACAGAGCUCCCAGGAGCCCUCAGCCCCAGGAGCUGCCUGAGCUGCAGCUGGGCCAUGAAGAGCCACAGCAGCCAGCAGAAAGCACCCAGAGUUUCCCUGGAAACUGGCCAGUGCUUGCCAACCCACCUGGAGAGCUGCUGGGUGCUUCAGGGUCCCAGAGCUGCCAGCAGGGCCCUUUGUGUCCCUCCUGGGGCCACCCUGUGCUCACAGCCUGAGAGGAGCCUGGCCCAGGAGGAGGUGUGGGAGCUGCUGCUCACCACAGACUGGUGUGGCCUGGGGUGCAGAAGGGUUGGCUACUCAGGGCAGCCCUGGAGCUAAAUCCUCAUCCCUCUGGCAGGAGUUUUUGGAGGAACUGUGACCUCAGGCAGCCCUGCCUGCUCUGGGGUCUGCCCACAUCCACACCUGGGCUGUGGGCGUUGGGUCACCCAGAGCACCAACAGAGCCUUGGAGGUGCCAAGUUUGGAAAGACUGGGUUGAAAACUUGGAAAGUUUGAUUCAAUGUGUUUUCCACACAACCUCAGCCCAGGGGCCAAGUCAGAUUUUGGGAUUUGAGACAAACCCAAAGGGAAUGGUGAGUUCCCUUGGUCUCCCAUUAGGGAUGGGUGUCCCCAUUGCCUCCAGUGCUGCUUGCCCUGGGUGGAGUCUGGUCCUGGGGAGGAGAAAUUCCCCUGUGAGCACCUGCUGCCGUGGGAGGCCUCAGCCCAGCAUCCAGGGUGGCCAGGAGAGCUGGAAACCCCCAGGAUACCUCUGUGUCAGUCCUGGAACAGCCUCUUGGAAUGCACCUGGGUUCCCACAGGCUGCACAUCCACGGCCCAGCACUGUGGGAACACCUCUGUGGGAUAGUGGGGUGACAUUUGGGGUUUGCCUGUGCCCCUCCCCUCCUGGCAGGGCAGGCACUGUCACCUUUUCCCCAAGGGGACAGCAGUGGAUCCCAAGAGCUCCUUGUGUCUGUGGUGAUGUCUGGGUCCGUGUGUCCAUGUUAAAGGUGGUGCUGGUGCUGUCUGUGGGGAUUUGUCCUGUCCUGUCUGUGUGGAGCUCUCCAGGAAGGUUUCUGUCUUUCUGGAGAAGGUGGAAUUGCCUCCCCUCUCUCCCAGCAGGGGCAAAGCCAGGCCAGGUCUCUCCUGUGCAGGGCCACAGUCCUUGGGAGCAGGGGCUGAAUUCCCUGCAGUUCAUGCCCUGCUCUCCCUUCCCAUGUCACAGCCACCCGUCCUGGGGACAGAACAGCCCCGGUGCUGCCAUGGGAAAAUCCAGGGGCUGAAGGGAAAAAUCCAGAAUGGGCCAAGAGGAACCUGGGAAGGGGCAGAAGCGAGAAGUACUCUGAAUGGUGAGGGAAAGCCAGGGCUGGUGCCAGGCUUUGCCACUGGGUGCUGGCACUCAGGGGUGUUCAGGCAGUGCCAUUCCCAGGCAAUGCCAUUCCCGGGCAGUGCCAUUCCCGGGCAGUGCCAUCCCCGGGCAGUGGCAUCCGCAGGCAAUUCCAUUCCUGGGCAGUGCCAUUCCCGGGCAGUGGCAUUCCCGGGCAGUGCCAUUCCCGGGCAGUGCCAUUCCCAGGCAGUGCCAUUCCCAGGCAGUGGCAUUCCCAGGCAGUGCUAUUCCCAGGCAGUGCCAUCCCUGGGUAGUGCCAUUCCCAGGCAGUGCCAUUCCUGGCCAGUGCCAUUCCCGGGCAGUGCCAUCCCUGGGCAGUGCCAUUCCCAGGCACUCUCCUGGGGCAGCAGCAUCCCCGGGAGGUUUCUCCACCCUUGCAGGCCGAGCUCUGGGUGUGCUGCUGCUCCGGGCCAGGCUGAGGAGCUGCUGGUGCCCUCCAGCUGCCAAGGGACAGGGAGGGACAGCUCCUGGAUCCUCUGGGGAAGCCCUUCCCACCCCUUUGGAGCCAUCCUGGCACACAGGGACACUGAGAGCAGCCUGGCACAGCCGAGGGCAGGCCCUGAGGCCUCUGGCAAACCACGGGGGCUUGUCUCCAGUCUUUGCAGGAAAACCAAGCGCCAGGAGUGUCCAGACCAGCCAGCCCUGCCUGGGGCCAGGGAGAGCUGUGGGGGCAGGAGGAUGAGGAGGAAAGGGUGGAGAAGGGUCCCUGGGAUCUCCUGGUCCCUUCCAGGCCACCUCCACCUGCACACCAGCUGGCUCCAGGUGCUCACCUGGCCCAUUCUGGGCAUCUCCAGGGAUAUCCCCGCUCUGAGGGCCCUGCCUGCCUCCCUGCUGGCUCUUCCCCCACGGGGGACACGGGGACUGCUGGCAGGCACAGAGUGCUGCAUUUAUUUCCCACCUCCUGCCCUCCUCCAGCCUGGAAGUGCCUGGGCUAGGCAAAAUUCCACAUUGGAUGGAAAACUGCUGGCCCAGGAAUGGAGGGUGAGGAGCCCUGAGCCCCAGGGCCCCUGACACUGACAGCUGAGGUUGCAAGAUGGGGACAUCUCUCCUUCCUCCGUUUUUAUUUAUAAACAGGUAUUUCCCUGGACAGCUGAAGGCUGGAAAUUAUUUCAUUCCUUUCCUGUUUAUAUUUGGCUUUGAACAAAUAAACAGCACUGACUUGCUACCUAC
Serinus canaria (Common canary) is the source of this 2844-nucleotide messenger RNA. RefSeq lists its product as uncharacterized. Lineage: Eukaryota; Metazoa; Chordata; Aves; Passeriformes; Fringillidae. The record is from RefSeq and is a predicted model, not a curated record. The transcript has 2 exons. Bases 1504 to 2685 code for a protein of 393 amino acids.